CGGCGGUUUUGGAACCCAACGCCUCGGAGUUACCGAGGAAGACGGAUGACGUUGACUUCACCACGGAAGUCUCCUUGGAGGUCAGUCAGCAAUGGAGCUAUCGAGAUUGACUGCAGGGGCAGGUGGAGGGGUAGGCGAGAUGGUGGCAUCUCGUGGUCAGCGUGAAGAAGGCGUCCUUGCGCAGGGAGCAACACACGUGGAGCUUCUACAGGAGAUAGGUUUAUCAGAGAAUCUUCAAUGUCAGGCAGACGAAUGGGUCGCCUGGCUGGAAGACUCGCAACAGCAUAUGCAACAGAUUGCUGGAGCCUUGGCCUCCGUGGCCCAGGAUGGGUCAAUGGUGGAUUUGGGGGGUUCUACUAUGUCCACAUGGCUGGAGGAUAAGUGUCGGCAGUUGUCAACUAUCCUCUGGCAGAUUGUGGAGGAUCCGGAACUAGAGCCGUUUGUAGAUUGGCAGCGGGCGAAAACUCUGAUAAUGAAUUGUAACAUGAUCUACAGCGAAGGAGUUGAUUACUACGAUCAAUUGAAGGAGAGGCUGUUGAAUGAAACAUCUACGAUGGCGCGUGCGACCAUGAAGUCAGCAACAGCGACAAUCAACACGACGGCGCCGACUCCGCAGCUUGCAUCUGCAGCAGUGUCAGAGAUGUCUCUACCGAUUGAAACACCAACGACGGCGAUUGCAGCAACAACGGCAGUCAACACGACGACGAUGUCUCCGCUGCUUGCAUCUGCAGCGGUGUCAGCGAUGUCUUUACCAUUACCAAUGAAAACUUCGUCUCAAAUAACGGCAGUAAGGGUUGCGGACGUGACUAUUCACAAGAUUGUCGGCUACGACAACAACAACAAUAACAAAAAUAACAAAAGCAAUGACGUUAUGGUAAGGGCGAUUGGAUAUCCUCUCCCCCCCCCCCCUUCUCCUGCCCUUCCUCCUUGUCUUUUCGUGUUUUUUCGGGGUUGACUAGGGGGAGGGGUGAUUGGGCCGGGUAGGGUUUGCCCAGGUUGUUGAUCACCAAUAUGCCAUGGGGAAUACGGGAUUUAAAUUCGGUCACGUGGCAGGGAAGGAGUUGUUGGAAUAUUGGCACUGUUGCCUGUGCGAUUGAUUCCCGUUCUGUCACGUGUGUACUGUGAGUUGCCUUUUUUCAAAAACAUAGAUUUGUCACCGCAUAGCAGGGUAGGAGGUGCAGUGGUGUUAGGCACCCUGGGUUGUAUAUGUCGUUGUUCUGCUCCCCUACUACGUGGGUUCCUUGCCUUGGAUUUGACUACAAUAGGGCUUUCCUCCACUUGAGUGAUUUGAAGUUAAUUACGAUCGUAGGGGAAAGCUCAAUAUAACUACUGAUAAACUGCAAAAUUGUUUCGCCCUGCAAUCAAGUUCUUUGCCUUACUCGAGUCUCCCCCACUCCUCACGGUAGGGCGGAGCUUGAUGAUGCACACAACGGGGUUAAUCCUUCCCCACCUGUGGAAGCAAUCAAUGCCCCGAGAUUAC
Molecule: messenger RNA, 1480 nt
Organism: Chara braunii
Lineage: Eukaryota; Viridiplantae; Streptophyta; Charophyceae; Charales; Characeae
Source: the annotation of a GenBank genome assembly